AUGGCGGCGGUGGAGAAGGUAGAGGGGAACCCAGCGCCACGGCGCGAAAGCGCUGAAAAGGACAAUGCCUCGCACACCAGCACCAACGAUGACGACGACGACAGCACCGACAGGGUGGACCAGAACUCCCUCAGAAGACAUAUCAGUAUUGCGAGCGCCGAGGGGGCUGCCGCCGGCGCUGCGGCAGAAAUGUCCAUGGCCGCCGAGUCAAUUGUGCAGACCGACCCCAAUGCCAUAGGAUGGGACGGACCCGACGACCCUGCAAACCCGAUGAACUGGCCGGACCACAAGAAGUGGUCUACGGUGGUUAUAAUCUCACUUAUGACGGUUUUGACCCGUGGAUGA
Messenger RNA from Clonostachys solani, 345 nucleotides. The record is from the annotation of a GenBank genome assembly. NCBI's taxonomy places the organism in Eukaryota, Fungi, Ascomycota, Sordariomycetes, Hypocreales, Bionectriaceae.